This is a messenger RNA of Seminavis robusta, 1066 nucleotides long. NCBI's taxonomy places the organism in Eukaryota, Bacillariophyta, Bacillariophyceae, Naviculales, Naviculaceae. The record is from the annotation of a GenBank genome assembly.
AUCAGAUUUGGCGACCCGUUGGAUUUGAUGCUCACUGGUCAUCUUUGAGCCCAAACGGAAGGAAGCACAAGCAAGGUAGGAUCAUCGGUACGGUGUACGGUAUGGUACCAGCAGGCUCGGCUAAGGAGGAAUCUAUCCGACGAGGGAUCAAUCAGUGAUCUCUUGGUUGCCCAUAGUUCAGGCUUUGAAGAGGAAUUCCUGAAUUGGCGGUACCAAAGAAAUAGGCGGUACCAAAGAACAAAUACAUCCAUCCAUCCAUCAAAUACUAGAAGAGUUGAGAACAACAUGUGUUUCUGGUGCUGCUGUGGUGGUGGCGGAUCCAAACCGACCAAGGAUUCGGACGUGAUGACCGAAGAAGAUUUCCAAAUAGCAAAGUUGGAAGAACAACGCCUCAAGGCUCCCUUGACGGCGGAAGAAGAAAAGGACUAUGACAAUUUGAUUUACAUUGCUCAGAAACGCGAAAUUCGUGUUACUAUUCAAAAGAGUACACAGGCUGGAUUGGCGGCCGGAUUGUGUGUCAUGGGAGGUACCCUGGUGGCAGGUCCUGUCGGUGCCGUGGUGGGCGGUCUGACCGGUACCGCCAUUGCUGCCUCGAUUGCCAAGGAAGUGGUCAGUUUGAACGAUUUGUUGGCCAAGACACCCAUGAACAAGCGAGGAGAAGUCUAUCGUGUCUUUAACGAUGCCAUGCGCGAAGAAUUCCAAGAGGGAUUCACGGAGAAUCCGGAAUUGCGAUUGUUACUGAGUGGUGGAACACCCGUGAGUGUCAUGCGGUACGCACUGGAUCGGGAUCUCAUUGAGAAUGAAAAGUUGGAGAAACUGGAUAUGAUUUUGCGAAAGGUCAAAUAGAAAAAUGGAUUACACGGCAAUAUGUGAAGGACGCGAGAGCAGAAGAUGAAGCAGUGUGUGGUGACAGUCUGGAUUUUGUGGAGGUGUAUGGUACCCUUGUGCAAGCGAAAAGACAGGUUCUAGUUUCGCAAGAGAGUGUGAAAGGGCAUCUUGGCGGUAUCCUUUUUACUCAUUCAUGUAUUAUGCAUAAUCAACAAUCAAUAAAUAGUUGUGAACAAGC